This is a messenger RNA of Naegleria gruberi, 2210 nucleotides long. Its product is annotated as spindle pole body protein spc97. Gene Ontology annotation, cellular component: equatorial microtubule organizing center; centrosome; gamma-tubulin small complex. The record is from RefSeq and is a predicted model, not a curated record. NCBI's taxonomy places the organism in Eukaryota, Heterolobosea, Eutetramitea, Acrasida, Naegleriidae. Gene Ontology annotation, biological process: mitotic cell cycle; meiotic cell cycle; cytoplasmic microtubule organization. Gene Ontology annotation, molecular function: microtubule minus-end binding; gamma-tubulin binding. The coding region runs from base 1 to 2175 and encodes 724 amino acids. The transcript has a single exon.
AUGGUUUCAUCACCUGCCAUGAUCGACCCACCUUCACCAACACAAAAUGAUACACAGAGUAGUGUAUCACAAUUUCCGGAGGAGCCCGAAUGGUUGAAAACAAGACAGUUUUUAACGCAUGAUUUUUUAAAAAAGCAAACAGGUGAAUUGAAUGUUGCUCAGGGUUUUUCUCUUGAAUCACUCCCAUCAAAAGUACAGGAAUAUAUUAUUAUUGAAGAAUUAUUAAAUUGUUUGAUGGGAUUUGAAGGAAAAUAUAUUAGAUGUGUUUCACAAAUUGAAACCGAUCAAGAUUCGUAUAUGACCACUGAAGAAGGUCUUCCGAUCACUGAUAUCACAUUAUUGGAAACUUACAAAUAUUCUCUUCUUUGUGAAAUCGACUCUUCACUCCAUGAUAUGGUAAAUAGAAUAUUACCACUUUGUGAAAAACAUACAAGAGUGUCUAGUUUUUUGGAAAAAAGAUCGGGUUAUGGUAAUGGUCUUGUUUGUCAGGCAUUUUGCUCGGCACUGAGAGCUUUGGAAAAGGAAUACCUUAUGUUUAUUAAUCAAUUGGAUUUACUCUUCAAACAAGAUCAAAUAUCUCUACAAAAAUUAUACUAUCACCUUCAAACAGGUGCUUGGAAAACAAUUGAAAUUUUGGAUAGAUUGGUUGGAGAAAUAUUGAAGGAUAAUGCAAAAGGAGGUUCUUUAUUGAAUGUGCUUCAAAAUGUUUCCAGAGUAAUUAGUUCAGAUGAGAAAACUCAAAAGUUAUUCAAUUUUAUUUUUACCAAAUCGUGUGCUCCCUAUUUUGAAAUGAUAGAGUCGUGGAUUUUUAAGGGUGAAAUUGAGGAUUUAUACGAAGAAUUUUUCGUAGAAGAAAAUAAGAAUGUAAGAAAGGAACAGCUACUUGAAGAUUUUAACUCAUUAUAUUGGGAUUCCAAAUACUCCAUAACACGAGAGGUGCCAUUCUUCUUAACAAAGCUUAGUGAUAAGGUUUUAACUUGUGGUAAAUAUUUGAGUUUACUCAAAGAAUGUGGCCAGCGAGUGGAUAAACGUAUUGUAGAUAGAAUUAAUUUUGCUGAUGGGAAAGCAAUAUCAAUAAUUGAAGAAGCUCACAAUCAUGCUGCCAAGCAAGUUUUGGAUUACUUCUUUGGAGAUGUCAAAGUAAUGGAUCGUUUAAAGUCCAUUAAGUAUUAUUUUUUAUUCGAUCAUGGUGACUUUUUCGUGCACUUUAUGGACACAGCAGAACAAGAGAAUGAACUUGCCAAGAAGAGUACGGAUGUUUCGUUAUCGAAACUUCAAUCCUCGAUAGAAUUUGCUGCCAAAACUUGCUCGAUACCCAACGACGAAUAUAAGGAUAAUCUCACCUGUAGUUUGAAACCUAUGAAUUUGGCCAACUUUUUAAGUAUUAUCAAACAGCUUUCCUCAUCCAACAGACUGGAUGCAGCAGUGCUAGAACAGCAACAAUUACAAGAAUCUCCAAUUGAGGGCUAUGAAGCAUUCUGUUUAGAAUAUAAGGCAGAGUGGCCAAUGUCUCUCAUCAUCAAUAGGAAGAAUAUUACCAAAUAUCAAAUUUUAUUCAGACACUUAUUCUGCUUUAAGUAUGCAGAAAGAUGCCUCUGUAAUACUUGGAUUAAUCACAAAUUUUCAAAGGAGCUGAAAUUGGGGACAUCCUUCUCAACAUUUUAUGCAUUAAGGCACAAGAUGAUACAUUUCAUUCAACACUUUUUAUCAUAUGCUCUCAUAGAAGUUGUUGAAAAGAAUUGGGUAGAAAUGGAAAAGAAAAUCAAAACAGCAACAAGUAUAGAUGAAGUUAUCAAGAGUCACGAUCAAUUUUUGGAUUCUUCACUGAAUGGCUGUUUAGUUUCUUCCACUGAUGCCUUCAAGUGCUUGACCAAGCUUGUAUCUUGUUGCAACAGUUUUUCAAAAUACAUGAAUCAAUUCUCCACUGUAAUUAGUAAUAAUUUGAAUGAAGAUGUUCAGGAAUCAGAUGAACUAACAGAUAAAUUCGAAAGAAGACGUGAAAGAAUAGAACAAGCAUCUGAACUGGCUAAAAACACAGUCCAAGAUGACAAUUAUAGACGAGCCAUUUUAAAAUUCACCCAAGUAUUCGAGACAACCCUUAAUCAACUCAGAUCUCAUACAGCUCACAUUUUUACAUUAUCCAUGAGUUUUGACAAGGAAUCAACUCACUAUUAAGCAAAUUUAUUAAUAAUAAAUUUAAAAAUGGCGGC